AUGGGUGCUCUAGUUUUUGCAACUCAGGAUCACAAGCCUGAUGUGAUAGCAGAGCAGGCACGCAUACAAACAGCUGGUGGAGAAGUACGUUCUGAGAUCUAUGAACUGCAAGGACUUUCCAGGAAUAUGCAACUCACGAACAUUGGGCGACCUCAUUGCAAAGCACCAACGGAGACUGAUCAGACUCGGUUGAAGCUUCAGAUGUGCACACAGUUUCUGACAUGGACUGUUCUUGACUGGCAAUUUGAUUUUGUGGACAAAUCGGUUGCAAAGGCGUGGCUAUCCCAAGCCGCCUAUGCCAAGCUGCCUCCUCUUGAGGAUAUCCCACUGGAAGACAUUGGCGCAACUCGUCAGGGAAAGCUUGGAGAAGAGUCUGACACCUUCUUUGGCAUCAGCUUCCAAGUGUGGCUUUUCGUAAUCCUGGGAGCCGUGACGUGGGCAGCCACUUGGGUCUUGAACCUCAAGCCCGCCAAGGAUGCUGAGGGCACCUACAAGACGUACAUCGGCGCUGGAGCUUUGCCACCUGAUGGUUUCACCAAUCCUGCUGACCCGCGAGUGCAAGAAGAGCUCACGGAUGAAGAUGAUGAUCUUUACAGCGAUGACCUGAGGCCUGGGGCACCCAAGGGGCAGAAGGCUGCCAGUUCAGCCAUCGUUUGA
Molecule: messenger RNA, 657 nt
Organism: Durusdinium trenchii
Lineage: Eukaryota; Dinophyceae; Suessiales; Symbiodiniaceae
Source: the annotation of a GenBank genome assembly